AUUUGAGAACAACACUCAUUUUCAGUUUGGCGAUUGAAUUAAGGUUUUGUAAAAAUCUUAGCCUUAAGAUUAAUUAUUUUGAAGAAUUCUUAGAAGUUGAUAAACAUGACAAGAAUAUUAUUCCUUGUCAUUUGUCUCGUAAUUCAAUCUUUCAGCACUUCAAAUUCAGUCGAACUUGAAUGUGCAUAUGAAAAAGUAAACUAUGAGGAAUCAAUCUUUUACCGUUGUGAAAAUAAGAAUACUUUAAAUUUGAUAUCAAGGAAGCGUACGUUAAUCGAUAAACUUACAGGAACACAUGAAGAUGAUAUGACUGAUGACAAUGUUGUUGAUUUUUAUUCUGAUACUAAAAAUAUCCAGUACUUUCCUCAGGGAUUAAGUAAAAUAUUCAACAAUCUCAAGAGAAUCAUAAUUAACUCAAAUGGAAUAAGAGAUCUUAGUCAAUCAGACUUAAAAGAUUACCCAAAAUUAGAAGUUCUUAUAUUGGACAAUAAUUUAAUUGAAGUCUUACAUGAUGACUUAUUUAAAUACAAUCCUGAUCUGACUUGGAUAUCGAUGGAAAGUAACUUCAUUACCCAAAUUUAUCCAAGAGUUUUUGAUGGUUUAAAUAAAUUGGACAAUUUGGAACUUACAUCUAACUACUGUAUAAACAUGAAAGCUAGCAAUGACUCAACAGCUAUUCAAAAUAUCAUUAAGGUAGCAAAAGUAGAAUGUUCCAAUGCUGAAUUCUUAGAAAUCGAAGAAGAAAUAAAGAAGCUUGAAGAUAACGUUCAUAACCUCAAUGACAAUAAUGUCUUGGAAUUUAAUGUUAAAUGUCAAAAAUUGUAUUUGAAAUUGGAUAAUUUUGCGAUUGCCGAUUCUGUUUAUUUAAACACUAGAUUGGGAAAAGUUCAAACUGUUGUUGAUGUUUUCAUAAGUAAAUUCUAUAAAGACAUGUUCCAUAAAAUUGCUGAUCUUGAAAAGAAAAUUGUCACUUAAAUGAAUCUUGUCAACGAAAUUCUAAAAAUAUUUGAAUAAAGUUUAAUUGUUUUGAAUCCAAGAACACUCCUUUUGAGAUGCAACUUCACGUACCGAACACAGAGCUAUUAGAUUCAAAAUCCAAAACGGAUUCAUCAGAACUCCUCGUUUCUAAAAACUCAGUUAAG
Molecule: messenger RNA, 1142 nt
Organism: Chironomus riparius
Lineage: Eukaryota; Metazoa; Arthropoda; Insecta; Diptera; Chironomidae
Source: the annotation of a GenBank genome assembly